GCGUAGCAGACUCAAAUACCGACCUGCGACGCUUGGAAAAUGAAGUGAUGGUCGGUUGCGACGCGAGUGUCAAAUCAAGUUAAGGGAUGACUUGGUGAGGCAGGCGAAGCUGAAACAGUCUGAAGUUUCGGAGACAGCGUCCAGGAUGAGGCUGGACAGAAUCCCAUCAUUGGCUGCCAGGGGGGCCAAAAAUUGCUGCAUCGCCAUCUUUGUUUGAGCCGGUUGGAGUAUAGUAUGACAUUGACAGUCAUGGGUCAACGGUCGACGGUGGUCGAUCAACGGCGCUGGUUCGGCCAGUUGUUAGCCACCCGCAGCCUGGUUUGGGCAUUGACACAUCCCCUUUUGGGCUCUUUUGGCUUGACCAACCCCUGCGAGGGCGUCGCCUUACGCGAGUCUUCACUCCCAACAUGGCAAGCUAGUAACAGCCGGCAGUCCCGCUUCCAGACGUGUUCUGCCUCUGCCUUGCUGCUUUGUGUGAGACCUAAUAAGCAGGUGGAGAUGCCCAGUUCAGUAGGCGGCGGAACCUGGCAGGAUGGCCCGUAAUGGAGGACCAAAUGCCGUAGGGGAACGAUCGAUGAGUCCAUGGCCUGAUGAAGAGACUAAUCCGUCGGUACCCGAGGGAGGAAUGGGCACCAGAUAUGGAACCCUUGUUGAGCGAGCGAACGAGCGCGCGAGAGCGCACGGCUGCGAUGGGCGAGUGAGUUGCUAUCAUUCCUCGACAUGAACGGCCUGUAUUCUCUCGUACGCAGGUUGCAUUCCUGCCGCAUUGUCCUAUACCCGCACCUGGAAUGAUUCGAUAUGAGCACUGCGCCCAUUAGGCUACGAGACUCGCCUGCCCAGGUCCAGCAAAAGCUUCGCCUCAAUGACCGGCAGUGGGACACCUUCAAGGACGCGGCAAGGCGGGCACACCUCGAGUUCUGUGCUUCACAUCCCAGCUCGAGCUGGGCUGAUGUGAGGGUUGUCUGGACCGCCAUCCCGGAGACUGAGAAGCUCCAGGUCAUCCGACUGGUGUAUAACCUCUGCGUCGAAUCCAACCUUUUCCCGCCCACCACUCAGCGAUCCGUAAUCGAGGCCGGCAUCGAGCAAAGACUGCAUCAGGUGCGACGAACCUGGCAGCAGACAUCGAGGACAAGGACGCGGCCUGUGGCGCAGUGAACCGUCAGUGAUGCAGACUGCGGCACGGCAGAGGAUUUCCAGCCUGACCGGGGCGUUGAAUGUGCCAUGAUGAAGUGGCUUGCAGGGGGACCCGACACCAACCAGGUGGUCUCUCGACUCUUGUUCGACGAAUACUUGGGCAGUCCCCCGUCUCGGCCACGAUCUAAGGGGCUCAGAUGGUGAAACCAAAGCCGGGGAAAGACGUGAUGGUGCCAGCUGUCGUCGAACUCUCCACGUUUUCGGUGGCCCCCCUGCUCCUACAAGAACACCCUUGCAAGGUCCCUGCAAUCCCCGGGCCCCAACUGUGGUGAUCUGUACACGAUCGAAUGACAAGGACAAGGACGAGAAUGAGAACGAGAUUCUCCACCGACUGCGAGAAGUCUGAAAGAACAUGGGUGGACAACACCAAGUGCAUGCAAGGGCGAUGGUGUUUGGAUGCACUGAGAGAAGAGCGCGUGGACGAUGUCGCCGGCACAGUCCAACUCCGGCUGCUGCUGUUCUGCAUGGAGGCAACGGCAGCGUCGUGAUAGAUUCCUUUUUAUUUCACAUACCAGGAGGAGAAUGGGAUGCUAAUCUGGGCCUUGAUCAGUCAACUCAUACAUACAUCAUCGUCUAUGCUUGUUUGCUUGCUCGAAAAUAUGCUUCGCUUUCCAGUCUCCUUUUCAACUCGAUACCUCGAUACAACAUCACCAGCUUUGGGUCAGUCUGGUCGCUUGCGUGAUCUCGAUGCAGCUUACACCGAUGAGAUUGCCUGUCCCCGUCGGUCUCCUUGCCCGGUUGUCCACCAUGCAAGCGCAUUUAGUACGCCGAAACCCCUUCUAUCAAUUUCAUACAACUCGUUGAGGCCGUGAAUUUCUUUUUGAACAGCUUAUGGCAUGCCUCCGAAUGCCCGCAUAGCAAUUUUCUUUUCCUCAUGACUGCCGCUCUCUAUUGCUCAAGCCAAUCGCCCCUCUAUCGCAACGACGAAAACAGCGCGCUCACUCCGAAUUCAGCUGGCCAUGCCCUUCGAUUUGGUGAUGAGGUUUAGGACAAAUGGAAUGCCCCCUGGCCUUCCCGAAUGGCCACAAACAACCGUUCCUUCAACACUUCCUGCGAAGAGUAAUCUGGCAGCUUGAGAUAGUUGACACACGUCAUGACGCUAGGUAGGUAGUCGUCCGACGUAUAAGGCGGUUCACUAGGUUUGCAAACGACGGUAAACAUCGGUGUCAGGCUCUUGAACCCUCCUAUCGGGAGCUUGGGGCUGCCGGUGACAAACUGCAGGAAGUCCCGAC
Molecule: messenger RNA, 2426 nt
Organism: Exophiala dermatitidis NIH/UT8656
Lineage: Eukaryota; Fungi; Ascomycota; Eurotiomycetes; Chaetothyriales; Herpotrichiellaceae
Exons: 1
Coding region: 799-1155 (118 amino acids)
Source: RefSeq, a predicted model, not a curated record